UCACAACAUAUACAGCUUGAUGAAUGAGGCUAAGUAAUCUGAGCAGAAGCUCAUGCGUCCUGGCAAAGCUGGGACUCAAACCCACAAACUAACGCGAGUUCAACGGAACCAGGCACACGAGGACGCACAGAGAACGUGGGCCACGGGCGGAGGAGGGAAGGGGAGGUGCAGAGGGAAGGGGUGCAGCGCAGGCGCAGGAGGGGCGGGGUCGGCGCGGGGCGCAGGCGCAGGCGGGGCAGGGGCAGCGCGCAGGCGCAGGAGGGCACGCGGUUCCUUGAGGAACGCCUCGGCGGCGAGCUAGCCCUCGACGUGUGUUUGCAGGUGCCCAACGUUCCUGUGCUUGGAGCCCAGCGCGAGGUGGCUGGCGACCCUCCUGGCAGUGCUCGUGACCAGAACAUGCCCCGUGAGGGGCGCGCCUCAGUGCUGACGGACGCUUCCCUUCCGCAGGUGCAUCUCGCCCUUGCGCCUCAUCAUCCAGGAGCGGUGCCUUGCGGGCAGGCGGGACCCGGGUGCGGCAGAGACCCCAGCAUAAAAAGACCCACAAUGUCCACCAUCUCUCUGGACAUAGACGACAAGGAAAUUUCCUGUGUGGACCUCAAGCCACUGACGGCGCUCAUCUCAGUCGGCUGCGACUUGAACCAGAAAGCGAGAAGGGGCUCAAAAAUCAAACCAGUGGGGCUCGAAAUGCCAAAAGGACACAUGCCCGAGUCCCCAGUUCUGGGUGGCGUCAGGCAGCUUCUCACCGUCCCAUCUUGCUCACAGGGAGGUCUCGGCCUGCUACAAGGGCAUUCUGCACAUCAUGGCCCUGAGUGACAGUUACAGCUACGUCACUGAGAGGGACGCCUACGACCCCAACUUCAGGGGGCAGAAGGCCACUAAGGAGCAGGUGGUGCACUACCCGUACGACAGGCUGGGCUGCCCCGACCUCGUCUAUUAUGACAACCCAUGGAAGCCUGUGGUGGAGAUGUGGCGGAAAGGAAAGUUCCAGGAGGUGGUCCACACGGAGUACGUCCUGCAGGAGGUGAACGGGCUGUUCACGUACACGUACUCCCUGAGCGCCCGCAGCGCGCUCUGCAGGGCCCAGCCGCAGAACUGGACCACCGUCAUGGAGCCCGCGGGCGGCGAGGGGCGCUCGGCCUGGCGCUGGGAGGUAAGGGCCGCCUUCCGUUCCCACAAGAGGUCCCGGCAACACGUCGUGGGCGGCCAGGUGGCGGCCGCUGGUCACACCCAGUGUGUUCGGGGACGGGCUCCGUGCGCUGGGGCUGCUGUGCCCCCACCACAGAUCAGGGCCGUGCGACCGCAGACGCCCGCUCCCCGCGGUCCCGGAGGCCGGGGGCCCAAGGCCACGGUGACGGCAGCGUCCUCCGACCGACCUCCCAGCUCGCAGACGUGCUUCCCGCCGCGCUCAGAACGGAGGUUACGCUCUAACUUGAUAAGAAGAAACCGCAAGUUCUACAAAACUUCCCCCUCCCCAGGGCUGAUGAAAGAAAAAACAGUAACAGGACAAUCUUAA
Molecule: messenger RNA, 1513 nt
Organism: Manis pentadactyla (Chinese pangolin)
Lineage: Eukaryota; Metazoa; Chordata; Mammalia; Pholidota; Manidae
Exons: 5
Coding region: 800-1513 (237 amino acids)
Biological process (GO): sperm capacitation; flagellated sperm motility
Cellular component (GO): CatSper complex; sperm principal piece
Source: RefSeq, a predicted model, not a curated record